AUGGAUGCGUUGAUCGGGAAGUUGAAGGCAUUGUCUUUGACAAAAUUUGCAGCAGCAGCACACCGGAAAUUGGAGGCACAAGACGCCGAAACAGCUUCCUGCUUGUUGACAGAUUGGAACAAUGCUCGUGGGGCGGUGCAACUUCGCAUGCAACAAUCAUUUGGUUUUUGGAAGGAUGCGCCGUGGUCUAUUCUCCGAAUCGGCGAAUGCUUGGUGCGUGUAAAUGAUGAUGAUGCUUUGGCGCGUAGCAGAGCUGCAGCUCGUCAACUUUUGCAUGUGGCAACACAGAGAACCCCUUCAACACUGAUCGAAGCAAGGUUUGUCGCACCUGGUGGCAAACUUGAAAGUGAUUUGUUGGUAUUUUCACAGGGUGGCCCUUUGCGGUUGGCUUUGCGAAAGGAACUACUCUCUUAUGGGUCGGUGCUCCUAGUUCUGAAAACAUUGGAGGCAAAACAUUUCGCCAUUGGUAUUCGGGCUCGUGCUGGCAGAGCAGCGUCGGUGCAUGCUAUUUCAGCUGACAUGAGGCGGCAAGUCAACAGAGAUUUACUGAGUGACAAGUUUGACGAAUGUUUUCCACAACUUCUGGAUCAACUUGGAGAGCUUACCACGCUUCCAUGGCAGAACAAAGUGCAGCUUGGCGGGAUUGCAUUGCCAUUAGAUCAUUUGGUUCACGAAAAGUUCUUCCUGAAUCUGUACUUCAACUUGACGGAGGAACAGCUGUGGUUGAGCCGUUUCGCAUUGAAGACUGUCGACACGAAGCAAACGUUUUCGGAACAUAGUGUCGAACAAACCAUGGAAGCUUUGGAGAUGCAGUACGACUUACAAGUACUUCAGGCAAUUCGAGAAGUGGGUGAAGCGGCUGUUGACAACCAUUCACAUCUGAUUGCGGCAAGAUCACCGUUGAAGAGGCAUGCAUCAGAAUUUUGGUUUAUUUAG
Cladocopium goreaui is the source of this 936-nucleotide messenger RNA. The record is from the annotation of a GenBank genome assembly. Lineage: Eukaryota; Dinophyceae; Suessiales; Symbiodiniaceae.